GUUCGUCUGACGUCGCAACACCCUCAAGGAUUCAAAUGGUUCACUCCGUCGUGCCUGCCCUCGCUGUGGCUACCACCUUGUCAAGCAUGGCGCUCCUGGCUCCAAUGGCUGAUGCACACCAGAUUGUGCUGCUCCCGGAACCCCAAUGGACGACUAAUGACAAGGACACCAAGUACAACCCGUUGGCGUUCCUUGAGAAUCAGGGCUUCAAGACGCAGGAGGACUUUCUAUCGUGGCGCAAUGAGAACAACUACAAAUCUCUUCGUGACUUCAUGGAUAACGCAAAGUACGAAGUGACCAGCGGUGCCGACUUCUCCUGCGGUUUUACGGACCCCAAGGGCACCCCGCAGCCCAUUCCGGCAGGUAACGCCAUGCGUUCCACCGGAUACACGCACGACGGCCCGUGUGAAGUGUGGCUCGACGAUACUAUGGUGCUUGAUGGUGAAAACUGUCACGAGAAGUUCCCUGGCAAGGACUACACUGUGGACUACUCGUCGUGCAAGGGCACGUGCACGCUCCGUUGGUACUGGCUGGGUAUUCGCUUCCUCAAGAACCAGUACUCGUGGCAGGUGUACAAGGCCUGUAUCCCGCUUUCAGGCUCGGGCGAGGCGACACCGACGACGUCGGGAUCUGGCACUCAGGGGACAGAGAGAACGAUGCAAGCGACGCCAGCCCCUGAGUCUCAAGCGCCCGCUGCGGAGACGCCUUCGUGGGGUGGAAACGCUCCUACGACCUGGGGUUCACCCACGUGGGGCCAACGCAGCCUGCGUAACUAAGAGAGGCUUGACCAAAGCACCAGGCUAGACCCAUGUAUGUGUUUGUGAGUUGCGAUUCUAAGUCGCUAAAAUACACUUUUUCGUUGUCGUAC
Molecule: messenger RNA, 868 nt
Organism: Phytophthora nicotianae INRA-310
Lineage: Eukaryota; Oomycota; Peronosporomycetes; Peronosporales; Peronosporaceae
Exons: 1
Coding region: 36-776 (246 amino acids)
Source: RefSeq, a predicted model, not a curated record